This is a messenger RNA of Syzygium oleosum, 1361 nucleotides long. RefSeq names its product COBRA-like protein 4. The transcript has 6 exons. Bases 1 to 1305 code for a protein of 434 amino acids. Gene Ontology annotation, biological process: plant-type cell wall cellulose biosynthetic process; cellulose microfibril organization. NCBI's taxonomy places the organism in Eukaryota, Viridiplantae, Streptophyta, Magnoliopsida, Myrtales, Myrtaceae. Gene Ontology annotation, cellular component: plasma membrane. The record is from RefSeq and is a predicted model, not a curated record.
AUGGUUUGCAGAAGCAAACUCCAUCACACUCUCCUUUCUGUUAUAUGUGUAAUCCUCUUUUCCUAUGCAGGGGCUUAUGAUCCCCUGGAUCCUACCGGGAACAUAACAAUGAAAUGGGACGUCAUGUCCUGGACUGCCGAUGGUUACGUCGUGGUGGUGACAAUGACCAAUUUCCAAAUGUAUCGACACAUAAUGAGCCCUGGAUGGAAACUGGGGUGGGUCUGGUCCAAGAAAGAAGUGAUCUGGUCCAUGGUGGGAGCUCAAGCCACUGAACAAGGAGACUGUUCUAAGUUCAAGGGGAACAUACCACAUUGCUGCAUGAGGAAUCCCACUGUGGUCGACUUGCUUCCUGGGGUACCUUACAAUCAACAGAUUGCUAAUUGCUGUAGGGGCGGACUUGUGGCAUCGUGGGGACAAGACCCUUCAGCUGCGGUCUCAUCGUUUCAGAUCAGUGUCGGGCUUUCCGGUACUUCGAAUAAGACGGUGAAACUGCCCAAGAACAUCACACUGGCAGCUCCUGGAGGGGGCUACUCUUGCAGCCAAGCAACAAUUGUUCCAUCUUCGAUUUUUCUGUCGCCAGACGGUCGCAGGAAAACUCAAGCACUAAUGACGUGGAAUAUUACGUGUACAUACUCGCAGCUGGUGGCAUCUCGGUACCCAAGAUGUUGCGUCUCCAUGUCAUCUUUCUAUAACUCCACGAUUACUCCUUGUCCAACUUGUGCUUGUGGCUGCCAGAACAAAAACAAAUGCGUCGAGAGCAUUCCGACGAUACAAAGCAUUGUUACACCGACAAUCGACAAUCCAAUACUACAGUGCACAGAGCACAUGUGCCCCAUCAGGGUCCAUUGGCACGUCAAGACCAACUACAAAGAUUAUUGGCGCAUAAAGAUGUCCAUCAUCAAUUUCAACUACCUCGCUAACUACACUCAGUGGACACUCGUUGCCCAGCAUCCAAAUCUGAACAAUGUCACCCAAGUUUUCAGCUUCGCCUACAAGCCGCUUGUCCCGUACAAAUCCAUGAAUGACACUGGCAUGUUCUAUGGGCUAAAGUUCUUCAAUGACGUCAUCAUGGAAGCUGGGCCGGACGGGAACGUGCAAUCGGAGAUGAUCCUGCAGAAAGAUGCUUACACGUUCACACUUAGCGAGGGUUGGGCAUUUCCACGGAAAAUUUAUUUCAAUGGGGAGGAAUGCAUGAUGCCGUCUCCUGAUCAGUACCCGCAUUUACCGAAUUCUGCCCCCGUGAAUCUAUUUCUGGCCUCAUCACGAGCCGCCCUCUUGGCCAUUUGCCUUCUAGUUUUUUGGUGAUGUCCUGAUAAUUUUAACGAUUACAGUGGAAGGAUGACGAGAGCUUAGUACUUGGU